CUUCCGGUGUGACUGGAAGGGGAGCUGAGGGGAGCCGGAAGAGACCGUCGAGGCUUUUGAGGGGAAAAGAAGCGAGUGGCGGUGAGGCGGCAGGUAACUGUGGGCGGGCUCGGCGGGAGUCCCCGGGAAGGCUGUGGGUGAGGGUAGCCUUCCUCAACCAGGAUGUCUUCUGGUGCUUUAUUCCCGAGCUUGGUGCCAGGCUCCCGGGGCUCAUCGAGCAAAUACCUAGUAGAGUUCCGUGCAGGAAAGAUGUCUUUGAAGGGCAGCACUGUUACUCCAGAUAAGAGGAAAGGCCUUGUCUACAUACAGCAAACGGAUGAUUCCCUCAUUCACUUCUGUUGGAAAGACAGGACAUCUGGGAACGUGGAAGAUGACUUAAUUAUAUUUCCUGAUGACUGUGAAUUUAAAAGGGUGCCCCAGUGUACUACUGGCCGUGUGUAUGUGUUGAAGUUCAAGGCUGGAUCCAAGAGACUUUUCUUCUGGAUGCAGGAACCUAAGACAGAGAAAGACGAAGAGCACUGUCGUAAAGUGAAUGAGUACCUCAAUAACCCCCCAAUGCCUGGAGCUCUGGGGGGUAGUGGAAGUGGGGGCCAUGAACUUUCCGCCCUUGGAGGUGAGGGUGGCUUGCAAAGUCUUCUGGGAAACAUGAGUCAUAACCAGCUCAUGCAGCUGAUUGGACCAACAGGCUUAGGAGGACUUGGUGGACUUGGUGCUCUGACAGGUCCUGGUCUGGCUAGCCUGUUGGGCAGUGGGGGGCCUCCAACUAGCAGCUCUUCUUCAAGUUCUCGCAGCCAGUCAGCAGCUGUGACACCAUCCUCCAGUACUUCCUCCACACGGGUAACGCCUGCUCCUGCUGCUCCUGCAGCUGCCACUGCCACCAGUCCUAGUCCUGCCCCAAGCUCAGGAAAUGGGACCAGCACAGCAACAAGCCCUACACAACCCAUCCAACUGAGUGAUCUUCAGACCAUCUUAGCUACUAUGAAUGUACCAGCUGGAACAGGAGGACAGCAAGUUGACCUGUCCAGUGUGCUUACUCCAGAAAUAAUGGCACCUAUUCUGGCAAACACAGAAGUUCAAGAGCGCUUGCUGCCUUACCUCCCUUCAGGGGAAUCUCUGCCACAAACAGCGGAGGAGAUUCAGAACACGCUCACCUCUCCACAGUUUCAUCAGGCGCUGAGCAUGUUCAGUGCUGCCUUGGCUUCUGGGCAACUGGGACCCCUGAUGAGCCAAUUUGGCUUACCAGCUGAGGCCAUAGACGCAGCCAAUAAAGGUGAUGUGGAGGCAUUUGCAAAAGCCAUGCAGAAUAAUGUCAAAUCCGACCAAAAGGAAGGAGAUGCAAAGGAGAAGAAGGAUGAAGAGGAAGACAUGAGUUUAGAUUAGGUUUCUUAGUUGUGUCUGAACGAUACUCCUAGAUAUUAACUAAGUAGAAUCACUAGCUGACUCCAUGUAUCAAAUCUACAAGUAAAGGAUCUCGCUCCCACAUUCUUUCUGGAGAUAACUUUCCCCCCACUUCUUGCUAUAGCACAGGCAGCUGUUCAGCCUUAAAAUGCACUUGUCCCCAGGAAAGAUUUGAUUGGACUAAAUGAAAUCUUGCAUCAAGUAAAACUGUAGCUCUUAAGUUUGAAGGGUUAGCCCACAUCUGUUAGUUUAUAUAUAUUUUAUAUUUAGCUAAUUGUACCCAGGUUGUGUCUAUAUCUGGUGAAAUAUUUGACUUCAUUAAAUACUUGAGGGGUUCCUGA
Molecule: messenger RNA, 1739 nt
Organism: Python bivittatus (Burmese python)
Lineage: Eukaryota; Metazoa; Chordata; Lepidosauria; Squamata; Pythonidae
Gene: ADRM1
Product: ADRM1 26S proteasome ubiquitin receptor
Cellular component (GO): nucleus; proteasome regulatory particle, lid subcomplex; cytoplasm
Molecular function (GO): endopeptidase activator activity; proteasome binding
Source: RefSeq, a predicted model, not a curated record